AUGGCGGCGCCCCGUGGUGUGGAAGAGAUGCGGAGUCGCGUGGUGCUGGGAGAGUUUGGCGUCCGCAACGUCCAUACUACAGACUUUCCAGGGAAUUAUUCUCAGUAUGACGAUUCCUGGGAUAAGGAGAAGUUUGAAAAGAAUUUCAGAAUAGAUGUGAUUCACAUGGAUGAAAGCACUCUAGAAUUUGACAUGGUGGGGAUUGAUGCAGCUGUCGCUAAUGCCUUCCGACGUAUCUUGCUUGCUGAGGUGCCAACCAUGGCUGUGGAGAAGGUCUUUGUGUACAACAACACCUCUAUUGUGCAAGAUGAAAUCCUGGCCCACCGCUUGGGGCUGAUCCCUAUACAUGCUGAUCCUCGCCUCUUUGAAUACAAGAGUGAAGAAGACGAGUGUGAUGAAAUUAACACUCUGCAGUUCCAGUUGAAAAUUAAGUGUAGCAAGAACCCUCAGGCAGCCAAGGAGUCAUCUGAUCCUAAUGAACUGUACAUCAACCAUAAAGUUUAUAGCAAGCACAUGGAAUGGGUGCCGCUGGGGUCUCAGGCGGACAAUCUGAAUGCUGACUUCCGUCCUGUACACGAUGACAUCCUCAUUGCCCAGUUGCGUCCUGGCCAAGGAAUCGAUGUACUUAUGCAUUGUGUAAAGGGCACUGGUAAAGAUCAUGCAAAGUUUUCUCCAGUGGCCACAGCCAGCUACCGGCUGUUGCCAGAAAUAACUCUACUGCAGCCUAUCGAAGGGGAAGCAGCUGAGAGGCUGAAGAAGUGCUUUUCUCCUGGGGUCAUAGAGAUUCAAGAAAUCAAAGGGAAAAAAGUGGCAAGAGUGGCCAAUGCUAGAUUAGAUACGUUUAGUCGGGAAGUUUUUCGCCAUGACGAUUUGAAAACCCUUGUCCGGCUGGCUCGAGUGCGAGAUCACUACAUCUUUUCUGUAGAAUCAACAGGUGUUCUGCCUCCAGAUGUGUUGGUGAGUGAAGCAAUCAAGGUGUUAAUGGGAAAAUGUCAGCGCUUCUUGGAGGAGCUGAAAACUAUUCAGAAGAAAUAAGAAGAUUGUGUUCUUAGACUUCAGCAGAACGGUCU
This is a messenger RNA of Euleptes europaea (tarantolino), 1070 nucleotides long. It is a transcript of the gene POLR1C, whose product is annotated as RNA polymerase I and III subunit C. Gene Ontology annotation, biological process: DNA-templated transcription. Gene Ontology annotation, molecular function: DNA binding; protein dimerization activity. Bases 1 to 1035 code for a protein of 344 amino acids. Lineage: Eukaryota; Metazoa; Chordata; Lepidosauria; Squamata; Sphaerodactylidae. The record is from RefSeq and is a predicted model, not a curated record. The transcript is spliced from 9 exons. Gene Ontology annotation, cellular component: RNA polymerase III complex; RNA polymerase I complex.